Molecule: messenger RNA, 2118 nt
Organism: Thunnus maccoyii (southern bluefin tuna)
Lineage: Eukaryota; Metazoa; Chordata; Actinopteri; Scombriformes; Scombridae
Gene: kctd10
Product: potassium channel tetramerization domain containing 10
Exons: 7
Coding region: 100-1041 (313 amino acids)
Biological process (GO): protein ubiquitination; protein homooligomerization; negative regulation of Rho protein signal transduction
Cellular component (GO): Cul3-RING ubiquitin ligase complex
Molecular function (GO): ubiquitin-protein transferase activity; protein binding
Source: RefSeq, a predicted model, not a curated record
ACGUAAUUUUAAUAACUGCGCAGCAGUUGCACCGGAAGGAAGUGGGUGUUAGCUGACGGACGUUAGCAAGCUACAAUUACGAAGUCUGCUGCGUUUUCUAUGGAAGAGAUGUCAGGAGAGAGUGUUGUGAGCUCGGCAGUGCCGGCAGCUACAACCCGGACCACAUCCUUCAAGGGUUCCAGCCCCAGCUCCAAAUAUGUCAAGUUAAAUGUGGGUGGGGCACUUUACUACACUACAAUGCAAACACUAACCAAACAGGAUACAAUGCUCAAAGCCAUGUUCAGUGGCAGGAUGGAGGUCCUCACAGACAGUGAAGGUUGGAUUUUGAUUGAUCGUUGUGGGAAACAUUUUGGAACAAUCCUGAACUACCUUAGAGACGGUGCAGUGCCGCUCCCAGACAGCCGACGAGAAACAGAGGAGCUGCUUGCUGAGGCCAAGUAUUACCUUGUCCAAGGCCUAGCUGAUGAAUGCACAGCUGCCUUGCAGAACAAAGAAACGUAUGAACCCCUUUGUAAAGUGCCUCUGAUGACAUCGUCUAAGGAAGAGCAGAAGCUUAUUGCAACUUCGAAUAAGCCUACUGUCAAACUGCUGUAUAACAGAAGCAACAAUAAGUAUUCAUAUACCAGCAAUUCUGAUGACAACAUGCUGAAAAAUAUAGAGCUGUUCGACAAGCUCUCAUUGCGGUUCAACGGUCGUGUACUGUUCAUCAAAGAUGUGAUUGGAGAUGAGAUCUGUUGUUGGUCAUUUUAUGGCCAGGGUCGUAAGAUUGCUGAAGUAUGCUGCACCUCCAUUGUUUAUGCCACUGAAAAAAAGCAGACCAAGGUGGAAUUCCCUGAGGCACGGAUCUAUGAAGAGACCCUGAACAUCCUCCUGUACGAGUCCCAUGAUGGGAGGGGUCCAGACAAUGCCCUGUUGGAGGCAACAGGGGGUGCCGCAGGACGGUCCCACCAUCUGGAUGAGGAUGAGGAGCGGGAACGGAUUGAACGAGUUCGUAGGAUUCACAUCAAACGCCCCGAUGACCGCACACACCACCACCAGUGACCUUCCUCCCUCGACCCGUCAGCCUGUGUCUCUGACCCCAGACAGUCUUUGCACCACGCUCGUGCCUUACAAUACCCAGCGCCUCUCCGUCUCACUUCCACUCUUAUUUUACCAGCUUUCUCCAGGAGACUACUAUGAGACGAGUGUCAUACAACAGUGUGUAGUGGUGAAGUGAUUUUGUGUGUGUUUGUCUGUGCACUUGUCAUCUCUGUUGUGUGGUCUGACAGGCUGUAGUGUUUCCUUCUAUGUUUGUUAGUCUUAAUAACUUCUAUCACUGUUUUCUGCUGGCAUGCAGAAGCCCAUAAUCACAUAUGUUUGCGCUCAGCAGUGCAGGUGACCACAGUCUAAUCUGAGUGUAUGAAGAAGAAGAGUAUUGUCUGUAUGAAUAUGUUAUAUGGAGUUCUAACUACAUUACAUCCAGGAGAGCAAGAAUUAUAUGACUUAAGCAGCUAAAAAUUUCUGUACAUAAUUUUUGCUUCUCCUUACUGUGGCUCUGACGGGUCCAUUGUGAGGUUAUCAGUGGAUGAACCAGGUGUUAUACAUGAUGGGGCCACAUGGUGGCACUGUUUUAUUCCUAAAAGAUAUUACCAAGGCUGUUGUGAAGCCAGCAGAUAAUAGAAAUUAAACCUUUUUAAAAUUUUAACCAUUUUUGAUACACUUCACAGGUGGAAGCAACAUUUCAAAGUAGUGCUUCUGCCAUAUUUAGUUUUAACAUUUAUUCAGUUUCCCUUCACUCCACAAAAUAAUCAUUUUCUAUGGAGGGAACUUGAGCUGUGACCUGAGGUGUUAAAUGUACUUGGGUGAUUGAAUGAUGGAUGCCGAGGUUGAAGUGAAUGACUGUAACCAGAGAUCUCUCCUGGCAGGAAGGGAAUCCUGUCUACAAGCUUUUAACAGGGAGAGAAAUUAGACCUGUCCUUCAUCGCUACAUUCAUCAAAGAAUGUACUGUUUGCACACAAUAGGUUUGAGUUGAUAUGUUUAACAAUCACAGUAUUUGUAGGCCUGUUGUACAGAAGUGAACAUAUAUGUAUGUUUUAUAUUUAUACAUACUUUAUCACAAAUAAAUUUCUACAAACAUU